Molecule: messenger RNA, 447 nt
Organism: Gryllus bimaculatus (two-spotted cricket)
Lineage: Eukaryota; Metazoa; Arthropoda; Insecta; Orthoptera; Gryllidae
Source: the annotation of a GenBank genome assembly
AUGUUUAAAGGUAAAAGAAAGCUUGCCAGUAAUUGCUUCAACCUGCGCGGCUCGUACACGUGCUCGUGCCGCGAGGGGCUGGCCGACGUGUCGCCCAACCGCGCCUUCCCGGGCCGCCUGUGCUCGGCCGCGCCGCUGGGCUGCGCGCGCUGCGGCUUCCACGGCGCCUGCGACGACGCCUCCGGCGGCUGCCGCUGCUUCCAGUGGUACGCCGGCGACGCCUGCCAGAUCAACCUCAAGGUGCUGCUGAUCGCGCUGGUGACGCUGGGCUCGGCGCUGCUGCUGCUGCUGGCUGCCGCCGCUGCUGGCGUGGUUUUGGUGCGCGGGGCGCGAGCGCGCGCGGCGGGGGCCACGGCCGGCCGCGCCAGCGCGCGCCCGCCGCGCCCGCCGGCCUUCCUGCGCGCGCGCGCCGCGCGCCGCCGCGGCCGGGCGACAAGCGCGCCAUGA